CCCUGUGGCCGGCGCUCGGCUGGGGGCGGGAGGAAGAGGGGCCGGACUGGGGCCUGACGAGCCGCCGCUGCCGCCACCGUCCUCGCGGCUGCUAUGACUAGCGGGCGAGGCGCCCUCCGCAGCUCCGCGCAGCGCUAGUCGCGGCCGUGCGCCCGCCGUCGCUGUCUAGGUCCCCGGCGCAGCCGCUCCCGCGGCUCUCUCGGCUCUUCCAGCGCCGCCUUCGAGGCGAGGCGGAGGCAGGAUGAAGAUGACGGUGGAUUUCGAAGAGUGUCUGAAGGACUCGCCCCGCUUCAGGGCUGCUUUGGAAGAAGUAGAAGGAGAUGUGGCAGAAUUGGAACUAAAACUCGAUAAGCUUGUGAAACUUUGUAUUGUGAUGAUUGAUACCGGAAAGGCCUUUUGUGUUGCAAAUAAACAGUUCAUGAAUGGGAUUCGAGACCUGGCACAGUAUUCUAGUAAUGAUGCUGUAGUUGAGACAAGUUUGACCAAGUUUUCUGACAGUCUUCAAGAAAUGAUAAAUUUUCACACAAUCCUAUUUGACCAAACUCAGAGAUCAAUUAAAGCACAGCUUCAGAACUUUGUUAAAGAAGAUCUUAGAAAAUUCAAAGAUGCCAAGAAGCAAUUUGAAAAAGUCAGUGAAGAAAAAGAAAAUGCAUUAGUAAAAAAUGCUCAAGUACAAAGAAACAAACAGCACGAAGUUGAAGAAGCCACGAACAUUCUGACAGCAACAAGAAAAUGUUUUCGACAUAUAGCCCUCGACUAUGUACUUCAGAUUAAUGUCCUUCAAUCAAAAAGGAGAUCAGAAAUCCUAAAAUCAAUGUUAUCUUUUAUGUAUGCCCAUUUGGCCUUCUUCCAUCAAGGGUAUGAUCUAUUUAGUGAACUUGGGCCCUACAUGAAGGAUCUUGGUGCACAGCUGGAUCGACUGGUUGUGGAUGCAGCAAAGGAGAAAAGAGAGAUGGAGCAAAAACAUUCCACCAUUCAACAAAAGGAUUUCUCCAGUGAUGACUCUAAGUUAGAAUAUAAUGUAGAUGCUGCAAAUGGCAUUGUUAUGGAAGGAUAUCUGUUCAAACGAGCCAGCAAUGCCUUCAAAACUUGGAACAGACGCUGGUUUUCAAUACAGAACAAUCAAUUGGUUUACCAGAAAAAGUUUAAGGAUAACCCCACUGUGGUAGUGGAAGAUCUAAGGCUCUGCACAGUGAAACACUGUGAAGACAUAGAACGACGUUUCUGCUUUGAGGUAGUCUCUCCAACAAAAAGUUGUAUGCUUCAGGCAGAUUCUGAAAAGCUGCGCCAGGCAUGGAUUAAGGCUGUUCAGACCAGUAUUGCUACUGCUUAUAGAGAGAAGGGUGAUGAAUCAGAGAAGCUGGAUAAGAAAUCAUCUCCAUCCACAGGAAGCCUGGAUUCUGGAAAUGAGUCAAAAGAUAAAUUAUUGAAAGGAGAAAGUGCACUGCAGCGAGUCCAGUGUAUUCCUGGCAAUGCUAGCUGCUGUGACUGUGGUCUGGCGGAUCCACGGUGGGCCAGCAUCAACCUGGGCAUCACCCUGUGUAUCGAGUGUUCUGGGAUUCACCGGAGUCUUGGAGUUCAUUUUUCAAAAGUACGAUCUUUAACUUUAGACACCUGGGAGCCUGAACUUUUAAAGCUUAUGUGUGAGUUGGGAAAUGAUGUUAUAAAUCGAGUUUAUGAAGCUAAAGUGGAAAAAAUGGGAAUAAAGAAACCACAACCAGGACAAAGACAGGAGAAAGAGGCAUAUAUCAAAGCAAAAUAUGUGGAGAGGAAAUUUGUGGAUAAAUAUUCUAUAUCAUCAUCACCUUCUGAGCAGGAAAAAAGGAUGAUCUCCAAAAGUUGUGAAGAAAAGAGGCUGAGCAUUUCUAAACUUGGGCCCAGUGACCAAGUCAGAGUACCUCCCCAAAGUUCAGUCAAAAGUAAUGAUAGUGGAAUCCAGCAGAGCUCUGAUGAUGGAAGAGAAUCUUUACCCUCCACAGUGUCUGCCAAUAGUUUAUAUGAGCCUGAGGGAGAAAGGCAAGAUUCUUCUGUGUUUCUCGACUCUAAACAUCUUAACCCAGGACUCCAGCUUUAUAGGGCUUCAUAUGAAAAAAAUCUUCCUAAAAUGGCUGAGGCUUUGGCUCAUGGUGCAGAUGUGAACUGGGCUAAUUCAGAGGAAAAUAAAGCAACACCACUUAUUCAGGCUGUAUUAGGGGGUUCUUUGGUGACCUGCGAGUUUCUUCUACAGAAUGGUGCUAACGUGAACCAGAGAGAUGUGCAGGGGCGGGGCCCUCUGCACCAUGCCACUGUCUUGGGACAUACAGGGCAGGUAUGUUUAUUUCUAAAACGAGGUGCCAAUCAACACGCCACUGAUGAAGAAGGGAAAGACCCUUUGACCAUUGCUGUGGAAGCAGCCAAUGCGGAUAUAGUGACCUUGUUACGUUUAGCAAGAAUGAAUGAAGAGAUGCGGGAAUCAGAAGGACUUUAUGGACAGCCAGGUGAUGAAACCUACCAGGAUAUUUUUCGUGAUUUUUCCCAAAUGGCAUCCAAUAAUCCAGAGAAACUAAAUCGUUUCCAGCAAGAUUCACAGAAAUUCUGAGUUAUUUUAAGAAGGGGAAAAUAUUAAAUUGAAUGAUCCCCUAAUGUGUACAUCUGAAAUCUCACAAAUUUUUACUGCUUUAAUUCUACUUAAUUUUAGUAGGUAUUGAGUGGUUUGGAAAAAAGUUACCCAUUCAUUGAUAUUUUUAUAAAUUAAAACAUAGAGCUCUAGUAGUUGGGAGAGGAACCUAUUUUAGGACCUCUUCUAUAUUAAAAAAAGUGUUUAAAGGGCUAUUUUUUAUAGAUAAAGUUAAAUCUAGACUUAGGUCAUCUCUAGGUUAUAAGAUGCUAAGAGUUUAGACAAAAUCUCUGUUUUUGCCAAUGGGUGGUAGCAUUGAUUUUUUUUUUUCUAUACAUCAUGCCCAGGAUCAUUCAGUCAAGCAUGUCUGCAUCAAAGUGAGAGCCAGAUGUUCUGUCUGCCUGAAGAAUAUGUCUUUUUUUUUAGCUUCCCUAAUGACUUUUGGUGGUUCAAAAAUAUUUUUUUUUGUUGUUUUGUUUUGUUUUCUAGUAUCCUAACUAUCAUAUACACAAUAUGUAAUUUAAUUAUCAGAGCUAGAGAAUAUGUUUCCUCCAUUUGCUCAUAAAUGUAGUGAUACUCCUUAGAUGUCUGGUUAUUGUCAUGUAUGUUAACAUACGUGUAAUGGCUGUACAAGUAGACAUAACUCAGUCUUUUAGAUUUAUUCCAUUUUAUGAAGCAAAAAGAAGCCCUUAACAAUUUUUUUUUUUUUAAAUAACCAAAAGAAUCCUUACUUAUAGAAGUUGUAGUCCUUCAUUGUUGGGUUGGUUUCCUAAAACCUCGACAAAUUUAUUGAUGUAAUAAAACUGUGUUUCAAAGGUUA
Odobenus rosmarus divergens (Pacific walrus) is the source of this 3416-nucleotide messenger RNA. It is a transcript of the gene ACAP2, whose product is annotated as ArfGAP with coiled-coil, ankyrin repeat and PH domains 2. Bases 242 to 2578 code for a protein of 778 amino acids. The record is from RefSeq and is a predicted model, not a curated record. Lineage: Eukaryota; Metazoa; Chordata; Mammalia; Carnivora; Odobenidae. Gene Ontology annotation, molecular function: GTPase activator activity; protein binding. The transcript is spliced from 23 exons. Gene Ontology annotation, cellular component: endosome membrane; cytoplasm.